AAUGACUAUAACUCCAGAAGGGAAAGCCGUGGGAACAAAUCCAUUUAGGCUCUUUAUCUACUCCCAACCCUCUAUCAAACGAGGUAUGAACGAACGAAAUCGGAGGUAUACAUCGGAAAAAGUUCCCUCGUUAGUUUGAAUCCUGCAUUAGCUCAUUAUGUUCAACGUCAUAUGAUACAGGUAGAAACUAACCGACCAAUACAACUUCAGUAGCAGUCCAUAUCGUCACUAACUUAAAUAACAGGAAUAAAGAUAACUAUGGAAACCACAAUCAAUUUGCCAACGAUAAUGUGUUACCACUCAAUGGUCUUUUUGGAUAAAAAAAAUUUUCUUUGAGCUCAUUAAAUUCGGCGUCUUGUAAGAUAGUAGAUUCUUGAAUAAACUUUCGAACAGAGUGAAACACAUUCGACCAGAGUAAAUAGAAUCUCUCUCUAUCCACACCUUAUCUUGUGAGAAGAAAAAAAUAGUAAGUAUAUACAAAAAUUAAUCAUAAAGAGACAACAUGAAGUGAUCAAUUUUCCAAUGAUUACUAAUCAACAAUCAACCGAUAAAACACUAUUACCUUAGUUUGACUGAAAGUCUAGGGUUAUAUGUGACAAAUGCCGGUGGCAUCCGGAAAUAACAUAAAACUGCGAUAGGCAGCAGCGUUUAGUGUUCUUAGAAAUGAAAGUAAUACAGGGUAGAUAAUCGACCACAGCUAAUCAGAAAAGUGGUAUGAGCGACUAAUUUUUUGAGCUCCGUCGGCUGAAACCGGUACAACUCCGUCGGAAGAAACACUCCUGAAUAACCUUGGAUAGAUAUGGUACGAAUUGUGCGCUCGUCGCUCGAGUACAUUUUAUACGAUCGCUCGUGCACUGCAAUGUAUUUUUAUACAAAAUUUUUUAUUUACAUAAUAACUGAACGGCAAUUACACAGCAAGUAAACAAUUGUUUACACAUUUUUUGUGCAAAAGUAUAGAGAACUUAUUUAAAUUAGGAAUGAUAUGCGAGCCCUCAGACGCCGAGUGCGCUCAAACAACAAGCGCGAUUCGUCUGUUUUGCUCGAGCGUCAGCUCGAUUUGUGCCGUUCCUAACCCUGAAUGAAAAUAAAAGUUCAAAUUACAUUUUUUUUUUGACUUAGGAAGUAUUUCCAUGUGCUAAACGAAGUAUUUUUCAAAACACCGAAACGCGCUCUAAUCUUUUGUCCCUCAUUUUAUUUGUUUUCCAUUUAAAAAUAUAAUUUAAUACUAUUUUAGCUAUCGUAAUAAUUCUCUGGAAUAUUUAUUUGAAUCAGAUUUCAAACAGAAAGAUAAUUUAUUACCAAUUGAAUUUAUUAAAAUUGAAAUUAUUAAAUAUAAAAUAUUAUGUGUCAUCAUUAUUAAUACGUUUAUUUAUUGGUUCUCAUGAUAAAAAGAGUCUAGAAUUAGUUGAAAAGUUUAAUUUAAAAUAUCAUUUAUCAAUUCCAUAUUAUUUAAUGAAUUUUAAUGAUGAUUUACCACCUAUUACGUUACCAUCCCAUUUUAUUAAUGGAAAAAUUGUUGGCAAACAAAAGUAUAAACGACAUCAAUUAAUGAUGUUUAUUUCAGUUAUUGAACGUUUACAAUUAUUACGUAACGGUUUUACAUUUAUUUAUAGUGACACUAAUAUUCUUUUAAGAAGAUAG
Didymodactylos carnosus is the source of this 1641-nucleotide messenger RNA. Lineage: Eukaryota; Metazoa; Rotifera; Eurotatoria; Philodinida; Philodinidae. The record is from the annotation of a GenBank genome assembly.